UCAUGUUCGGAGGUCUUUGAAUGAUUGCGCUCAUAUUCUUGCGAAGAUAGCUCUCAGUUAUCCUCCUUCAUUCUGGAUCGAUAAUUCUCUGAUCUUCCUGCGAGAGUCCUUGCUUCGUGAUUCUCCUCUUAUUCACUAUGGUUGAGUCAUCUGUUAUGCCUUGUUUCAUUUCCUGUGAUGUGGUUCAGCAUAGUUCAAGUGGGUUUUGUUUUUUUGCUUAUUCUGGAUGUGAAUUGCUUGAGAUCACUAGUCCAUGUCUGUUAUCUGGGAUGUUUUUCCUAUUAAUUGGAAGUUUAAGGUGGUGAUACUGAUAAAGGGAAUUAUGAAUAUGAUCAAAGAUUGCCUGAUCCAAGUCAAUAAUUGAAACAAAUUGCUUACCUGCGAAGUCUGUUGAGGCCGACUUUUGCCAUUAAAUUAUAGUAGAAAGCAAGAAGCACGCCAACGAAGCAGCCAUUUAUGAAAUAAAACAAGAUAGGAAGAGUGCAACUGCAAGACAUAUUUGUUUUUGGCUUUUUGUCGUUCUUAAUUCUUAUCCGCUCCAAAUUUAAAUCUCCUUGAUGUGCUCAAAUACGUUUUAUAUUAUAUGAACUUGCUUCACACGUCACUUUCUUUUCAUUUCAUUGCUUCAUUGUUUACUCUACUACUCCUCUUCUCUAUUCUUCCAAAAAGACAUUUUUUGCACCCUGUCUCGCUCAAAGAUUCAAUCUUUUCUUUUCUUAAUCGGCAAUGGGUUCAUCUGAGAAAACCAUUCUUGUGACUGGAGGGGCUGGGUUCAUUGGGUCUCACACUGUGGUUCAGCUUCUCAAUGAGGGUUUUAUGGUCUAUAUAAUAGACAAUCUUGAUAAUUCGGUCAUGGAAGCUGUUCAUCGGGUGAAGGAGUUGGUGGGCCCUGAACUUGCCCAGAAGCUUGAAUUCCAUCUGGGAGAUCUUAGAAAUAAGGAUGACAUAGAAAAGCUGUUUUCUCAAACCAAAUUCGAUGCUGUGAUCCAUUUUGCUGGCCUCAAGGCUGUUGGGGAGAGUGUUGCAAAUCCACGUCGUUAUUUCGACUUCAAUUUGGUUGGUGCCAUCAAUCUUUAUGAAGUCAUGGCAAAAUAUGACUGCAGAAAGAUGGUCUUUUCAUCGUCUGCAACGGUGUAUGGUCAGCCUGAAAAAAUACCAUGUGUUGAAGAUUUUGAGAUGAAAGCUAUGAAUCCUUAUGGACGGACCAAGGUUUUCAUUGAAGAAAUUUCUCGAGACAUUCAAAAGGCUGAACCAGAUUGGAGAAUUAUAUUACUGAGGUACUUCAACCCUGUUGGGGCACACGAGAGUGGCAGAAUUGGUGAAGAUCCUAAAGGCAUCCCUAACAAUCUCAUGCCGUACAUACAACAAGUGGCUGUUGGCAGAUUGCCCGAACUGAAUGUAUAUGGUCAUGAUUAUCCCACAAGGGAUGGUAGUGCGGUUCGAGAUUACAUCCAUGUUAUGGACUUAGCAGAUGGUCAUAUUGCAGCUCUUCGGAAGCUUCUUACAACAGAGGAUAUAGGCUGUACUGCCUACAACUUGGGAACUGGCCGUGGUACAUCUGUGCUUGAGAUUGUCUCAGCUUUUGAGCGAGCUUCUGGGAAGAAAAUCCCUAUCAAACUGUGUCCGAGAAGGCCUGGAGAUGCUACAGCUGUUUUUGCCUCUACGGAGAAAGCCGAGAAAGAACUUGGUUGGAUGGCGAAAUAUGGUAUCGAAGAGAUGUGCCGGGACCAGUGGAAUUGGGCAAGCAAAAAUCCUUGGGGAUACCAGUCAAAGCCAGAAUGAUCAGUGAUAUGCGUUUUACCUUUCUUACCACGAAAGUUCCAAGUAUUAUUGCCCCUAAAAUUGUGUAGGGGGGUCACAGAAUGCUGAUGAGUAUUGACUAUUGAAUAACACAGUCCAAUUCUAUUCAUCGAGACUAAACUGAAUAUAGUUUCACUUUUGUUUU
Tripterygium wilfordii is the source of this 1945-nucleotide messenger RNA. RefSeq names its product bifunctional UDP-glucose 4-epimerase and UDP-xylose 4-epimerase 1. The record is from RefSeq and is a predicted model, not a curated record. Gene Ontology annotation, cellular component: cytosol. NCBI's taxonomy places the organism in Eukaryota, Viridiplantae, Streptophyta, Magnoliopsida, Celastrales, Celastraceae. Gene Ontology annotation, molecular function: RNA binding; UDP-glucose 4-epimerase activity. Gene Ontology annotation, biological process: rRNA processing; galactose metabolic process. The coding region runs from base 727 to 1782 and encodes 351 amino acids. The transcript has 9 exons.